Messenger RNA from Microthlaspi erraticum, 699 nucleotides. The record is from the annotation of a GenBank genome assembly. Lineage: Eukaryota; Viridiplantae; Streptophyta; Magnoliopsida; Brassicales; Brassicaceae.
AUGACUAGACCUAGUGUCGUUUGGAACGGUGGGAUAGAGAAGAAAGUUCUGAGAGUUUGUUUCCACCCUAAAAACCCAUGGAUCAUUGCAGGCUUCGAAAGCGGCGAAAUCCAGAUCUGGAACUACCGUAAUUCUUUCUUCAUCAAUCAGGUCUCUAAGCACAAGGGAGCUGUUCGUGGUCUGGAUAUACACAAAUCCAGAGAACUGGUGGUCUCAGGAGGGGAUGACAAAAAGAUUAGAGUUUGGAAUUUCAUGGAAGCGAAGAGCAGUUUUAGGCUAAAGGGGCAUGAGUCUAGGGUAAAGACUGUGGAAUUUCACACUCAAGAGCCAUGGAUCGUAAGUGCAAGUGAAGACAAGACAGUAAGAAUCUGGAACUGGAUGUCCAGGAAAUGCAUCUGUGUGCUUCGUCACAGAGGUCCUGUGAAUUCAGCUAGCUUCCAUUCUGAACUCUUUGUUGUGGUUUCAGCAUCAUCAGACAAGACUGUUUGUCUAUGGAAGAUAGAUGGACUUAGAGUACAGGGAAUGUCUACAGAUGCUGCUGCGCUUGUGUUAAAGAAACUAGAGGAACUACCUGGUGCUGCUGGGCUUAUGUUACAGGCACCACAGUCUACCACUGCUGCGCUUAGGGCUUAUAUGGCACAGCCACUGUCUCCCGCUCCUGUCCCUCCACGUGGUCUUUUUGGCACAAUGGGUCAAUAG